This is a messenger RNA of Suillus fuscotomentosus, 495 nucleotides long. RefSeq lists its product as uncharacterized. Bases 1 to 495 code for a protein of 164 amino acids. NCBI's taxonomy places the organism in Eukaryota, Fungi, Basidiomycota, Agaricomycetes, Boletales, Suillaceae. Gene Ontology annotation, molecular function: ATP binding; nucleic acid binding. The record is from RefSeq and is a predicted model, not a curated record. The transcript has 2 exons.
AUGACAGCUCCUAAUCUGCGUGAGACUCCUGCAUUAUCUGAAAUCUAUCUAAAGACCCAGGAGAAAUUCGGUGUCCGCCCUUGUCUGUGGCAGCUGAAAGUAGCGCAUGCUCUCCUCAAAGGCGACCAGGAUGUCCUAUGCAUUGCAGGCACAGGGAUGGGUAAGACCCUUGGCUUCUGGAUUCCGUUGCUGUUUCGCAUCAAUAGCAUCCAGCUCGUCAUCACUCCACUGAACCUACUGGGAAAACAAAAUGCAUUAUCUCUUGUGAAGGCCGGCAUCUGGGCCAUUGCUAUCAAUGCAGAAACUGCUAGCGCUGCAAACUUCUCGGCAAUUAAAGCCUUAAAGUACCGUGCUGUUGCAGUCAGUCCUGAACAAAUCAUGAGACCAAACGGCGAUUUUGAAAAGCUUCUGAAGGACCCAUUGUUCGCUUCUUACCUUGUAGGUAUCAUCAUUGAUGAUAUGGAAAGCGGGAGUGAUCAGCUUCGGCGAGAGUGA